This is a messenger RNA of Dictyostelium purpureum, 921 nucleotides long. RefSeq names its product translation initiation factor eIF-2B alpha subunit. The record is from RefSeq and is a predicted model, not a curated record. The transcript is spliced from 6 exons. Gene Ontology annotation, cellular component: eukaryotic translation initiation factor 2B complex. Gene Ontology annotation, biological process: translational initiation. The coding region runs from base 1 to 921 and encodes 306 amino acids. Lineage: Eukaryota; Evosea; Eumycetozoa; Dictyosteliales; Dictyosteliaceae. Gene Ontology annotation, molecular function: guanyl-nucleotide exchange factor activity; translation initiation factor activity.
AUGGCCACUUCCACCACAACAUUAAAUAAAGAUUUUGAAUGGGUUGUUACAAAAUUUGAAACAAUGAUUAAAAGAGAAACUGAAAUUUCGGUUGCAAUCCCAACUAUUGGAAUUUUAACAGAGGUAAUUAGAAAUAGUCAUGCAACUACAAUUAUGGGUUUACAAAAAGAUUUAGAAGAUGCAGCUAAACAAUUAAAAACAUGUCCAUUCAAUCAAUCAAUUUCAUUAUCAUCAGUAUGCGAUCUUUUUAUUCGUUUUGUUACAAGAACCUCAUUAGAUUUCCCAAAUUUUGAUCAUGUAAACAGAAUUAAAAUUUCACAAUUAGCAGAUAAAUUCAUUAGAGAUGGCGUCACUAUUUUAGUACAUGGUUUUUCAAGAGUAGUUUUAGCACUUUUAUUAAAUGCAGCCUUUCAAGGUAAAAGAUUUUCAGUUAUUGUUACUGAAUCAAGACCAGAUUCAUCAGGUUAUAAAACAGCAGCAAGAUUACAAGCAGCAAAUAUACCAGUUAAAUUAAUUAUGGAUGGUGGAGUUUCAAGAAUUAUUGAUAAAGUUGAUUAUGUUUUAUGUGGUGCUGAAGCUAUUGUCGAAAAUGGUGGUAUUGUUAAUAAAAUUGGUACAUAUCAAAUUAGUAUUGUUGCAAAAGCUUUCAAAAAACCAUUCUAUGUUGCUGCAGAAUCAUUUAAAUUUACACGUUCAUACCCACUUAACCAGUCUGAUAUCGAAAGUUUAAAGAAUGAACAUAUUUCUGAACCAUUUAAAGUUUGUAAUUCUUGUUCAAAUUGCGAAAACCCUGAACAAUUAACUAUUGAUUCACCAACCUUAGAUUAUACACCACCAUCAUAUAUUACUUUACUUUUCACAGAACUUGGUGUUUUAACUCCAUCAGCCGUAUCUGAUGAAUUAAUCAAACUUUAUUAUUAA